This is a messenger RNA of Brassica oleracea var. oleracea, 445 nucleotides long. RefSeq lists its product as uncharacterized. The transcript has a single exon. NCBI's taxonomy places the organism in Eukaryota, Viridiplantae, Streptophyta, Magnoliopsida, Brassicales, Brassicaceae. The record is from RefSeq and is a predicted model, not a curated record. The coding region runs from base 34 to 246 and encodes 70 amino acids.
UAACAUACGCAUUGUAUCUAGCUAGAUCUUAAGAUGGCGUUGAAUUGGGGACCAGUGUUAAUGUCGGUGAUUUUUUUCAUCGUAUUGACUCCCGGAGUAUUGUUUCAGGUUCCGGGGAAGACCAAAGUGGUUGAGUUUGGCGGGUUUCAGACAAGCGGUGCAGCCAUCGUUAUUCACACACUCAUCUUCUUUGCAUGCAUCACAGUCUCCCUUAUCGCUCUUCAUAUCCACAUCUACGCUGCCUAGUUAAUUUGACAUUGCACCGUCCCUCAUCGCUAGCUGCAUCCUUAAUGAUAUUUUUCCUGUCUUUUUUUUUUGUUAUUCUGUUUUGAUCAUCUUUGUUUCCUGAUUUCAGUUAAGUACUUGUACUGGAAUUACAUUAUUGAAUUUCUUUUCGUUGUUAGUGUUUGUACCCUCUAAAAUUAUAUCAUAUUAUCUCAGGAUA